UAGGUUCUGAGCGUGAAGUCGGUUCCUAGCAUCUGAGAGUGAACCUGCAGGGAUGAACCCUUUAACUAAAGUUAAACUGAUCAACGAGCUGAAUGAGCGUGAGGUCCAGCUGGGGGUAGCGGAGAAGGUGUCUUGGCACUCCGAGUACAAGGACAGCGCCUGGAUCUUCUUGGGAGGGCUUCCUUAUGAGCUGACGGAAGGGGACAUCAUCUGUGUGUUCUCACAAUAUGGCGAAAUUGUUAACAUUAAUUUGGUACGGGACAAGAAGACUGGGAAAUCCAAAGGAUUCUGUUUCCUCUGCUAUGAAGACCAGAGGAGCACAAUUCUGGCUGUUGACAAUUUUAAUGGGAUCAAGAUCAAAGGAAGAACUAUCCGAGUGGAUCAUGUGUCUAACUAUCGGGCUCCUAAGGACUCAGAAGAAAUGGAUGAGGUGACCAAAGAGCUGCAGGAGAGGGGCUGCGGGGCUCACACUCCCUCACUGAGUUCAUCUGAGGGCUCUGAAGAUGGCAAACCCACCAGAAAACACAAAAAAGACAGAAAGGAAAAAAAGAAAAGAAAGAAAGAAAAAGAGAAGACUGACCAGGAGGUACAGGCAGAGCAGCCAGCCUCCUCUUCAUCACCCAGAAGCAAGAUGAUAAAGGAAAAGGAUGACCCUGGCUCUAAAAAGCACAGUGGGAAGAACUCAGAGAGGGGUCAGAAGUCAGAGUCCAGGGAGGUAUGGAAGCCCCACCCCAGCUCCCCUGAGAUCAGGAUGACCUGCCGUGGUGGAACAGAGGACCGAGAGAGGGAGCCGAGGAAGGAGAAGCCCAAGCACGAACACAAGUCAUCAAGCAGGAGGGAAGAGAGAGAAGAUAAGAACAGAGAUAGAGACAGAGGUCGAAGCUCAGACGCACAUUGCAGCCGGCACAGUGGGCACUCUGAGGGGCGUAGUCACAGAAGUAGAAGUAGGAGUCAAGAUAAAUCCCACAGGCGUAAAAGGGCCCGGCACUCCUGGGACCGGGAGUCCUCUAAUCCUAGUGACCACAGGCAUCACUGAAGCCACAGCCUGUUCAACUGCAUGGUAGAAUUGGAAAUGAAUUGUGGUUUUUUUUUUUGUUUGUUUGUUUUCUGUACAUGGGCCUCUCACUGUUGUGGCCUCUCCCGUUGCGGAGCACAGGCUCCGGACGCGCAGGCUCAGCGGCCAUGGCUCACGGGCCCAGCCCCUCCGUGGCAUGUGGGAUCCUCCUGGACCGGGGCACGAACCCAUGUCCCCUGCCAGGCGGACUCUCAACCACUGCGCCACCAGGGAAGCCCCUGAACUGUGUUUUUAAAAUGCAAUGAAAUUCAGUUAUGCUUUUACUAUUUCUAUACGUAAAAUAUCUGAGGAUGAGUUCUUUUAUUAACUUCCUUGAGUGUUAGAAUCAUUGAGAGAGCUGUAGUUUUUAACAGCUAAAUGUCCUGGAUUUUUGAGCAAAAUCCAUUGUCCCUGGGAGUAUACUUGGUACUUUUGGUACUUAACCAGAGUAUGUAUCCUAAAUUUGGGUUCAUAAAUAUGGCCCUUGAAUUUGUGACCCCAAUUUAUGAUGAAAUGGCCAGGAAGGGGAAAUACCAGGCAAUUCUAGAAUUCCAGUCUUUGUGAGAUAUUUAGAACCCUUGCAGUAACCUUUCCAGUUGGCAGGUAUAACCAUAGAGUAGAGAAGUGUGGCUUCACUAGGCUCAGACAGCUUGCGGUGAAUGUGGUAAGGAUUCUUAACAUCAGCCUGCUCCCUUCCUACCUCCCCUCCCCCCGCCUUUUUGAAAUUUUAGAUUUUUUUGUUUUUGUUUUUGUUUUGGUUGAUAUGUCUCCACAUCUUUUCCUUACAACUUUAUUUUAUUGAGAAGAAAUUAACAUAAAAUUAACCAUUUUAAAGGGAACAUUCAGUGGCAUUUGGUGCAUUCACAGUGUUGUAAAACCACCAACCCUAUCUACUUCCAAAACACUUUCAUUAUCCCAAAAUGAAACCCUGUACCCAUUAAGCAGCUACUCCCCAUUCCCUCUUCCUCCUUGUCCCUGGCAACCACCAGUCUGCUUUCCAUUUCUGUAGAUUUACCUAUUCUGGACAUUUCAUAUAAGUGGAAUCAUAUAACAUGUGGCCUUUUGUGUUCGGUGCCUUUCACUUAGUAUAAUGUUUUUGAGGUUCAUCCAUAUUGUAUCAGUACUUCAUUCCUUUUUAUGGAUAAUGUCCCAUUGUAUGGAUAUUCCAGAUUUUGUUUACCCAUUCCUGAGUGGAUGGACAUGUGGGUUGUUUCCACCUUUUGGCUAGCCAGUUCCCUUUUCAUGUUCCAGACAUACCAGACUGCUUCUGGGCUUAGUCUGCUUUUCGAGUAGCUGCUCUUGAUGAGAUGGGCACAUUUUGUUGGCUCCAUUGUGUAUCUAGCUGGUCUGCUUGGUAGUUCUUUCUCAUUUUGAGAUUCUUUUUCUUUUUUCUCAGUCAAUCCCUUAUGAGUUUGGUAAGUAGUUCACAGGCCCUUAAUACCCCUGCUGAAUUAUUAAAGUGGAAUUUGUGACCCUGUAAAACAGAGGACUAGAGCUUUAAUAGUGAAUGCACUAAGUUAGAUUACGUGGUGUGUUAGUACGGGUCCUAGAUUAGAUGUGCAAGAAAUCUGGGGGUUGGGAUGCCCAUGAAGGAAAAAGGAGAGGGAACUGGAGGAGUCUGGGAAAGCUGUCAGACAAUGAUGUAGGUCUAACUUCUUGGAGAAGAAAGGGAAGGAAGGAAGGAAGGAAGGAAGUUGCGUAGGAAAAGUCUUACACCACUGUGGAGUUCUAAGAAUAUUUCAGCAAGACCAGUGGUGAGCCCUUGAGACAAAGACACCUGUCAGAGGAGUCCUGCUAGAUGAGCCUUGGUAAGCAGGAAUCCUUGCUGUUGGGCCUCCAUCAGCCAUUGUGGCCACUCUUCUUAUGUGUCCAUCAUGCCAAUUGUGUGGUAACUGAGGAAGGCCCCUGCACCUGGCUGAGUCAUUGUAUCUGCUUGGUGGUUCAGUGCCUCUUCUAUGAUGUUUUCUGAUGGGUGUUAACAUGUGAUGCAGAAAUCUUCACACUUUGCCUGAGGACCCUCCCUCAACCCCCUGUUUCUCCACUCUUGUCUUUUUCAGCUUGUAGAUCUUGAGUGAUACCCUUGUUGGCUCUCGGUAUUGCUUCUAGGAACACCAUGGUCCAUUCGUGCCAUCUCCACAAGUCCCUUUGGGUAAAGCCCCCUUGGCUGCCCUUCAGACCGUGUGGUUCAUUUUGGUAUUUGUGGCCUCCUGGCUUCUGGUGGAUAAGCUCCUCUACCUGGGUGUCUUACUCUGGGGCUGCAGCUCUGUGAUGGUCUCUUACUGCCAUCCCUGGCCUGCAGAGGAGGCCACCUCUGAACCUAGUGAUGCUGGUGCCCCUUUCACCAGUGUGUUCCUGAUGGCCUCGGUGAAUGGGAUGUCUUCUGGGCCCCCCUGUGGAACACUACCCUCUGGUGAGGUUUUUGACCUCAUGUAAUCUCUUCACUCCAGCAUACCUACUCCCCUCGGCCUUUUCAUUCCUUCCUUGGUCCCUUGCCAGGACAGCUCAGGUGUUUCUCCUUUACUUAGUGGUGGCCAGCACUUUCGCCAGUCCUCUAAGAGCCACCUUAGUAGAGACUGCUCACCCCCAGCAGUCCUUGCCAGGGAGGGGGUUAAAUCCUGUAUACUGAGAAAGUGCUCCCAAGUCUAAAUUCUUGCUUUUCUGGCCCUCUUUAUACAGCACCCUUGAAAGGCAAACCCAGUGUUUCCUUGGUUCCUGUCAGUACCUGCCAGUUAAUUCUUGCAGCUUUUUGGUGUAUACUUUCUCCUUUAUUAGGCCCGGUACUUCCCCAGCCAGGUAAAGCUGGAAUUUAAUCCUAGUUAUCAGUUUGGUAGCCAGGAGAGAGGCUGGACACAGCUCCUUGGGGGAGGGGGUGGGACCGAUUGCCCGGUGUGGGGAGCAGCCGCUGUAGCAUCUUCCAGCAUGGGGUACGCUAGCUCUUAUUUGGGAAGAGUGGCUCCCUCUGCAAACUGAGGGCUGGAUGGGGGUGUCUGCAGAGCCAACACUUUCAGGGAUGUCUGGCCAGAUGUUCCUACCCCAUGUUUCAGGGCCUCAGGGUUUCCAAGCACAUGAAGUCAUGUGGCCCUGACUGCAGCAAAGCAGACCUGCCACAUGUUAAAUAUUGAGUAUUUAAUCUCCCUGGAGUUCUGCAACUCUUAUGACCUCUUGGUUGCUCUGCUGUGUCCACUCCUCCACUGCAGGAACUAAGGACCUUUUUGGAAGCUCCACAGAGGCCCUCUGGCUCUCACACUUGGCCUUUAGCUACUUAUUAACUCUCAUCCAUUUCUCACUACCCUGCUGCAGGGCAUCAGUACAACUUAACACUGUCCAGCCAUUUCCACUGUUUCUGUAGGCCUUAUUCCUACCCUAUUUUCUUUUUUUGGGGGGGGUGGGUUUAUUUUAUUUUAUUAUUUUUAACGUUUUUAUUGCAGUAUAAUUGCUUUACAAUGGUGUGUUAGUUUCUGCUUCAUAACAAACUGAAUCAUAUAUCCCCAUAUCUCUUCCCUCUUGCAUAUCCCUCGCUCCCACCCUCCCUAUCCCACCCUUCUAGCUGGCCACAAAGCACCGAGCUGAUCUCCCUGUGCUAUGCAACUGCUUUACACUAGGUAUCUAUUUUACAUUUGGUAGUGUAUAUAUGUCCAUAUAUACACUACCACUCUCUCACUUUGUCCCAGCUCCUGCCUCCCCUGUUUUCAAAAGUCUGAAUCGCUACAUCUGUAAGUCUGUUCUCUUGAGUUUUCCCAGGUCAUAUCCAGAGAAAUCUUUAGCAGUUGGGUGCUCCAUGCCUGGGACUGUCUAUGCCCCCUACCCCCUCAGGACAGUGUCCAUUUUUCCCAGCAGGCAGUGACUGAAGCAGUCCUAGACCCCAUCUUACACAGCCUGUUUUCUUGGACCACCACGGGCACCAUUUGUGAUAGUUUAGGUUCUCUGAGAAGCAGGUGCCAAGAUGGGAUUAAACACAUGAGAGAUAUAUUAGGGUAAAUGCCUGUGAAGGAGAAUGGGGAGGGAGUCAGGGGAGAGCUGUCGGACUAGGUGCAGGUGUAACCCCAGUGGAGGACAGAGGGGAUGAAGGAGUGGUGGGUAGGAAAAUUCUUAAGACUAUGAGGUGCAGUUGUAAGAACAUUUUGCAGAGCGAAUGUUUCUUUCAGGAGAGGCAGUCCACCAUGGGCCCUGAGCAUCUGUGCCUGUUCUUGGUGAAGGUCUUUAUUUUUUUAAUUUUUUUUUAAAUUUUUUAACAUCUUUAUUGGAGUAUAAUUGCUUUACAAUGGUGUGUUAGUUUCUGCUUUAUAACAAAAUGAAUCAAUUUUACAUAUACAUACAUCCCCAUAUCUCUUCCCUCUUGCAUCUCCCUCCCUCCCACCCUCCCUAUCCCACCCCUCUAGGUGGUCACAAAGCACCAAGCUGAUCUCCCUGUGUUAUGUGGCUGUUUCCCACUAGCUAGCUAUUUUACAUUUGCUAGUGUAUAUAUGUCCAUGCCACUCUCUCACUUUGUCCCAGCUUACCCUUCCACCUCCCCAUAUCCUCAAAUCCAUUCUCUAGUAGGUCUGCAUCUUUAUUCCCGUCUUGCCCCUAGGUUCUUCGUGACCAUUUUUUUUUAGAUUCCAUAUAUAUGUGUUAGCAUAUGGUAUUUGUUUUUCUCUUUCUGACUUACUUCACUCUGUAUGACAGACUCUAAGUCCAUCCACCUCACUACAAAUAACUCAGUUUUGUUCCUUUUUAUGGCUGAGUAAUAUUCCAUUGUAUAUAUAUGUCACAUCUCCUUUAUCCAUUCGUCUCUUAAUGGACACUUAGGAUGCUUCCAUGUCCUGGCUAUUGUAAAUAGAGCUGCAGUGAACAUUGUGAAUUAUGGAUUAUGAAUUAUUUAUUUAUUUAUUUAUUUUUCUUUUUGCGGUAUGUGGGCCUCUCACUGUUGUGGCCUCUCCCGUUGCGGAGCACA
Molecule: messenger RNA, 5987 nt
Organism: Mesoplodon densirostris (Blainville's beaked whale)
Lineage: Eukaryota; Metazoa; Chordata; Mammalia; Artiodactyla; Ziphiidae
Gene: RBMX2
Product: RNA binding motif protein X-linked 2
Exons: 6
Coding region: 53-1036 (327 amino acids)
Biological process (GO): mRNA splicing, via spliceosome
Cellular component (GO): precatalytic spliceosome; U2 snRNP; catalytic step 2 spliceosome
Molecular function (GO): RNA binding
Source: RefSeq, a predicted model, not a curated record